UGAAGUGACUAGAAGAAGAAUAAUCGUAACCGGAGUGAUAAUAAACAGAGAGGAAGAAAAUGGCUCUAAGUACAAUCGUCGCAAUAGUGGUCGUCCUCGCGCUAAGAGGUUUGACAGCGCAAGAUGCAGAUGAAAUAACAAAAGUCGACGAACUUCUCGUAGACGAAGGCGAUUUUUUGGAGAUCAAAUGCACCGGUCUUGAAACGAUCUCGUUCCACUUUCCCGAAUCCUCAAGAGAAGCAAAUACAACAUCGGCGUUUUAUACACGAGAGGAAAUCGAGGGUGGCAUCCAUACAUACAUAUUUCAACGACCUGAGACUGUCCAUGGGGACACGGGAUUAUAUGGUUGUCCUGGUUAUCCUUUAGAAGUUACCUCGCACCCUCAUUUCAAGACAUCUGGAAGUAUGGUGUAUAUUUAUGUCCAAUCGAACACCAGCGUGUUCGUGCAAGCGGACUCUUUUGUUUCACUGCACGAGGUAGUCGGUGGAAGUGCCAUAAUUCCGUGCAGGCCAACGUCGCCCAGCUUUAAGGUCCAGCUGUUAUUCAACGAUUUACCUAUAGAAAAAACAUAUUUCAAUCCGAGAGUUGGCUUCACACUGAAGAACCUCACGCUGAAAGACGGUGGUUACUUCAAAUGUGUCAUCGCACAAGAACAUAUAAUCCACGAGGUCAUUUAUUUUUUGAUCGUGGUUCGUAAACUGGAGUUGAGCAAUCCAAAGAUUCUGGAGGAUAGUUUGCGUCAUGUAACCCGAGGUCAAACUUUACACGUAAACUGCACAACGGAUGUUGACGCAGACAUGCAAUACGUAUUCAAUUGGAGUACACCGCAACAGAGCAGCAGAAUAAGAACUAAAUCCUAUAAUCAGAAAUCUGGCUCAACUCAACGGGUGACCGUUGAAUUGAUCAUCGAGGACGUAAAGAACGAGGAUGAAGGCUCGUACGAAUGCUUUAUCAAAUCUUUUCGUGAUUCUAGAAGAACGAUAAAGAACAUCACGAUACAUGAUCCAGAGAAUAAGUUUAUCAACCUGACAGCAGAGGCCAAAGAUAAACAUUUCAAACGUAAAGAAGGCGAUUAUGUGCAGUGGGUUGUGUUCGUGAAUGCCUAUCCAGAACCUACCCUUAAAUGGCUAAAUACAAAGGGGGAAGAAAUCGUAGGGAAUUGGGAUUCUGUGGAAAAGGCGAAAUACUCGAUAAAUUCGACACCUUACUAUACGAGUCUAAGGAUAAAUAACUUAAACAUCGAAGACAUGGGAGAAUAUUCACUUCAAGCGACUAAUCAAGAUAAAUUCGAAAUGCUGAAUUUUACGUUAGAUGUACAAGUGAAGCCUCUGCCAAUAUUGAAGGUGAAGCCUUAUUAUGCACCUAAUCAAGAGGUAGAAAUACCCUGUGACGUAGCUACAUUUCCAUCACCAAACAUCACGUGGAGUUUUAUAAAGUGUCCUUAUUAUCCUUCUUACAAAGAUGCAAGCACAAUAGAAUUAACGAAUACGAAGGAGAGUGGAAUGAACACAAGAUUUCUCUCGACAGUGAAGAUGACCAUCGAAAUGAGCGGACAUCUUACUUGCACUGCGUGCAAUAUCAUCGGAUGUGAAUCUCAGACUGAAAGCAUUUUAGUUUCUGAUGGAGUAGGUGGAUUUGGUAUAAUCGAGCCUAAGGAUCCUGUAGCCGAAGGUGAUGAUAUAGAUCUGAUUUGCGCCGCCUCCAUUUACAAUUACACGAAUAAGUUUGAAUGGAAAUACACAAACAGCACAAACAAUACAAACGGUACUCCCAUCGAACAAAAUAACAGACUAUCGAUCGAAGAAACCAAAACUAAAUUUACGUAUCGUUCGAUUUUGAGUAUAAAAAAUGUGACGAAAGAGGAUUCGAUGACUUAUACAUGCAGCAAUAAAGAAGAAAUGGAUUUCUUCCUUCCAGUACAUGACGCGAAAUCGCCUUAUUUCAAGGAGACUAAUCUGUAUCAAAAUGAAACUACGAUCGAUUUUAACACACAGGGUCACAAAACGCUGAUACUCAAGUGUUUCGUGGGUGGAAUGCCUAAACCAAAAGUGACUUGGCAUAAGGACGAUACAAAGUUAAAUAUAAACGAUCAGUAUAUGUGUAUCCGUGACGGUCAAGAGAUGCAUAUUAGAUAUUUUCGGGAAUCUGACAGCGGAAAGUAUUCGUGUAAAGUACAGAAUCGUUUUGGAGAAAUCUCGUCCUACCUGAUAAUAACGGUGCAAGGCAAAGGUCUACCUAAAGAACUGAUCAUACUGAUAGCCGUCUUAUCGAUCACGAUAGUGACUUUGGUGUUCUGCUUCUCGAUCAAAAUACGACGUGAAAGGAUCAUGAGGAAAGAACUGAUGGAGGCAGGGUUGAUGCACUUCGAGGAAGGAGCAGUGGACUGCUUGAAUCCGGACUUAACCGUAGACGAUCAAGCAGAAUUGCUUCCCUAUGACAAAAAGUGGGAAUUCCCGCGAGAAAAAUUGAAAUUGGGGAAACAAUUAGGAAGCGGAGCUUUCGGGGUUGUUAUGAAAGGAGUAGCUGAGGGAAUUUGCGAGAACGAGCCAUUUACCACUGUAGCUGUAAAAACGGUACGUCGGACCACAUUGCCCACGUGUGUUCGAGCACUUGCCAGUGAAUUGAAAAUUAUGGUCCAUCUUGGCAAACAUUUGAACGUGGUGAAUCUUCUCGGUGCUUGCACGAAAAACAUUUCCAAACGUGAAUUAUUAGUAAUCGUCGAAUAUUGCCGAUUUGGAAAUUUGCAUAACUAUUUGCUGCGACAUAGGGACGAUUUUAUCAAUCAAAUCGACCCAGCAACCGGCAAAUUGGAUCCCACUAUUGGUCUGGAUCUCUUAACCAGAUCUCUCAGCAUCAGCAGCAAUAACAGGAUAAAAUACGUGGCAUUGUCAUUUUCUCGCAGUCUUAGCGACAAUUCUGCCACCGAAUCGACAAAUUAUCAAACUACCGCUAUGGAUUCUCAAGGAAUUAGUAUGUCGCCGGAUGGCUGUGUUCUUAGUAACAAUUCCUCCCAACCAGGAUGGAGGACGAAUUAUCGAGGCGACUUCAAAGAUCAUAAUUUGAAGCCAAUCUGCACGCAGGAUCUUCUAUCCUGGGCGUUCCAAGUAGCACGAGGAAUGGAGUACCUUUCUCAGAGAAAAGUAUUGCACGGUGACUUAGCCGCAAGAAAUAUUUUACUGGCCGAGGACAACGUAGUUAAAAUCUGUGAUUUCGGUCUGGCAAAGACCAUGUACAAAGAUAAUAAUUACGAAAAGAAAGGAGGUGGUCUGUUACCAAUAAAAUGGAUGGCCAUCGAGUCGAUCAGAGAUCGUAUUUUUUCGACACAGUCGGAUAUUUGGUCGUUUGGUAUAGUUUUAUGGGAAUUCUUCACGUUGGCUGAAACCCCUUAUCCGGGAAUGGAAGCUGAAAAACAAUAUCAAAAAUUGAUCGAAGGAUACAGGAUGGAACAACCAGAAUAUGCCACUUCCGAAGUGUAUGACAUAAUGCUCCAAUGUUGGAAAGCCAAGCCUACCCUACGACCGAGUUUCACAAAAUUGGUCAAGAGUAUUGGCGAUUUAUUAGAAGAAAGCGUAAAAGCGCAUUAUAUUAGCCUAAACAAUCCUUACAUGGACAUGAACACGGCCAUGUUGGAAGGCGGUCGAAGCGACUAUUUAACCAUGCUUUCCGCGCCAGAUCACACAGCACUUUCCUCGCCCACUCACGACUAUUCCAACUUGCCCAACAUGAAUUCACCAAAUUCAGCGUACCUGUGCAUGAAUAGUCCGACCAGUGAGGGAUACAACUCGGAAAUAUUCAGUCCCAGACCAAACCAGGAAGGCACUCACUUUGAAUUUCCGUCGCCUACAUCUGAUUCAGAGGACGCUGUAGAAAUGUCACCGAUGUUAAAGAAGCAAGAGGAAGAUGAUCCCUAUCUGAAACCCAUCGACGUGCAGGCACGACGAGCAGAGUUUGUUCGACAGCGACAGCAAGAGGUGGUGAAGAAUCAAGCAGGGGACCGAUAUAUCGACAGGGAUUCCGGAUACUGCAACACUCCGCGGAACAUUCAACUGAUAGAUCUGAACGAGAAGAACGAGAGUGGUUUAGUGAAUUCCAAUGACGAGGUGUCGAGUAACGGAAACACUCUACCAAAGAAGGAUUACAUACCGGCGAUCAUCAGGACACAGGACAAUUAUGUGAACAUGCAGAAGCAGAAGAGGCUAGACAUGCCAGCUGGCUUCAGCAAUCCUAGUUAUGUAGUGAUGACCAAUGGCAAGAGAGAUCAGAUGAAAGUUUGAACCCUUGUGCAUGACAAAAAUCGGGAAAUGUCUGUUGCAGGCAGGAUUUCGUGGAGGGGCGUGUAAUUGUGGAUGUGGAUAUGGUAAGUGAAAGAGAACAGACGAUAGGGAUGUAUAUUGUGUAUACGAUCCUUUUGACGUUUUACAAUUAUAGUGUGUAAGUUGCUGUUUAAUAUCGUGCUUGUGCAUAUUCGUGCACGUGCUGUUUAAACGAGAAACUAAUUAUACAAACCGGCUCCGAACGUCACGUGUUGCCCUCGUGUAGAUUGCUUGAUCUUCGACGUGCCAUGACGAAAAUCAUUUAAAGUUACUUGAAGAACGAGAUAAACUGUGACUAAUCUUUUUUAACGAGCUUUUAGAUAUUCGUGGGAUGAUUGAGAUGUAUAAUACCAUUUGAUGAUUCGGUUGGCAACCAGAAAUGGAAUUUCUAUUACAAAAAAGAUAAUCGAGGAGAAUGGAAGAAUUUGUCCUUCAUUAUUAAAAAUUUUGAUAUAAUGCAAGAAUUUGUCCUUCAUUAUUAAAAAUUUUUAUAUAAUAUCGAUUAGCUGGUAUGGAAAUCGAAGAGUAAAAUAAUAAGAUACAGGGAUGUUGGACGUGUGUUGUGUCGAUACAACUUUGACACAGAUGAUAGGAAAAAAGAAUAGUGCGAACAUUUUUGGGCAAACAAGUAUACAUACGAAGGACAAAUUUUCGAUAUAACUUUUAUUGAGAAACAAUUUUUCUAGAAACCCUUUUUGAUACGAAUUUAUAGCGACUAAUA
Molecule: messenger RNA, 5034 nt
Organism: Eufriesea mexicana
Lineage: Eukaryota; Metazoa; Arthropoda; Insecta; Hymenoptera; Apidae
Gene: Pvr
Product: PDGF- and VEGF-receptor related
Exons: 23
Coding region: 60-4274 (1404 amino acids)
Biological process (GO): protein phosphorylation; positive regulation of kinase activity; cell surface receptor protein tyrosine kinase signaling pathway
Cellular component (GO): signaling receptor complex; plasma membrane
Molecular function (GO): ATP binding; transmembrane receptor protein tyrosine kinase activity
Source: RefSeq, a predicted model, not a curated record